CUUUGCAACCAAAUUUUUUAAAGGUUUGAUUUUGCGACAGCCUUCUCAUUCGUCCAAAGAGCCACAGAGCACCUACCACCACCGAACAGCCUCCGAUCAAUCAUCUUAACUUCUUCACCUGAAAUACACCUCAACACAUGACCUUCGCAACAUCAUCAAAAUAAAGACGAUAACGAUACUCUUACCUCUCUUAUCGAAAAGGUCUAUCUAUCAAGUCGAACAGUUGAGGCUCAGAAAGUUAAUUUCAUUCUUCACGUGUAUCAUUGUGAUUGAGAGUGAUUUUUUGCUUUUUAUUUUUUAUUUUUUAUUUUUUUAUUUAUUUAAAAGCGCAUCUAGUUUUCGAGAGUUUAUCCUUUUGAUAUUCUCUCUCAUCACAGCAAAGCAAAGCAAAGCAAAGCAAAAAAGGUUUAUAUCCUCCCUUCUCUUUCUUUCCCCCUUCCCCCUUCAUUUGUUUUCCCUAGAGUGAAGUGAAGUGAAGGGAAGAGCAUUAUCGCCGGGAUGGACCGGGUGGGUUUAUCAAACUAGGUACCCAGUAUCUAUCAUCCACCCAUCAUCAUCCUUUGUGCGCGCGCAUCGGAAUGGGAAGGACGAAAAGGAAAUUCACUUCAUUGGAUCGUUCCAUUCAUCCACCAACACAUUUGAAAAUCAAAAUUCAUGUCACAAAGUAUCACGCUUUAAAUCAACAUCAACUCAUCAAGUCGAUAAUCAACCAUUCUGUCCGUUUUAAAAAGCUUUAGAGUAAGAGUCAACGCUAAGAUUUGGUGUUCUUGAUAGUUUCGAUUUUUUGGAGGUCUCUUUCGCUAGUUGUACCUUUCUCACGAUUAAAUCGCGUCGCGCUUCGUUUCACUCGGUCAUAUCUCUCUUUCUUAUUUCGGGUUGAUAUCAUCUCGAAAAAGGAAAAAGGAAAAAGGAAAAAGGAAAAAGGAAAAAGGAAAAAGGGUGUACCUGAGUUAUAUUUUACGAUUCAAUUCACAGGUUUUUAUUUACACUGCCAUCCAUCAUCAAUCAAAUCAAAGGGAAGAGAGAGGCAGAGAAGAAACGAAACUCCGAGAUUUUCAAAGUCGCGUGUUCUUCAUCAAAACAAUAACGCAACACACCAUCCAAAGGCGAAAAAGCGGCGACUUGAACUUUCUAGCUUCCCACUAAAAACAACAUCUCGAUAUAAAACAGUACUUACACCAUCGAUCCCACCGCGCCUUUUCCAAGGGCGAACUCACUUUUUGUUCUUCUUUUUUGAGUGGCCAAUUCUAUCGGAUUGGAAAUCAACCUGUGAUUUCCCGACCUGCCAUCUCUCUCUAUUUGUUCACCUUUUUAUUAAGAGUGGCCAAAUAUUGAACCCAUCCUUGCUUUCGAAUACGUAAGGCUACAGCCCAGAAUCCUUUGUCGCAUAUCGAACGAGGCUGCGCCGAGGAUUAAAAAGAAAGGUAGGUCUAGGAACAUUCAUCUAUCCCGCCACCUUACCUUAUAUCUUCAUACAUUUAUUCUGUUAUGCUUGUACCGUGCAGUUCAGCUUUGAAGUCAUUGUUCUCUGCUUUUUAUUCACUGUAUUGAAGUCGCGUGCUCAAGCUUGCGCGCACAAUCUAGCUGACGUAUUCCGCAGUACUCUCACAGUUAAAGAAUCCCUCUUGUCGCAAAUAUUGGUUGCGACAAAACCUUCCAUUUUACAACUAAAACCCAGAACCAAGCAACUUCUCAAAACCAUCAAAUAUCUGAGAAACAAUCCAGCUCGACCUGGUCGCAUUGCUUUCAUCUCAAUUUCAUCAACUUCAGAUAUCAGCCUAGUGCUGCUAUCUUUUCAUCAAUUUUGUCACAAGCAGUACCUCUGUAAAUAGAGGAUCUCUGUUUGUUGAUGGCCGUCAUGACCACCCAGCAUUCAGAAGAUCUACCUUUGGAGCAAAAGACAAUACCCGUUCCAUCAUCUGAUACGAUGGCUUUGGAUCUCAAUAUCAACGGGUAAGUCUUCUCUACCAUAGUUUCCUUGCUCAUUUUCCUUUUUCCUCAUCUAUUUGUACACUUAUAUUUAUCAAUGAAAAAUUUACAGAUCUUCUACUCGAGAUGAAUUCAAAACUGAAGUACAACCAACAACCUCUAAUGCUGAAUUGAAAAAAUCUCCCGCCCCCGAAGUCACCACAUCCGAAUCUGCCGAAAUUACGUCUACAUCAGAAAUAAAUGGAGAUCUAAAUGCAGAAUCACAUGCUGUUAACGGUUCUGUACCUCCCUCGUCAUUAGUCGAAUCGCACGCGCAAGACUCUCCUGAGAGUCGAAACAUGUCUCAACUGCAAGACUCGAAUACAACAACUAUCACCGACGAGCCUUCGAAGUCAGUCGAGGAACCAGAACGCGCUGUAUCCGAUCUACCUACGCCAGCCGAUUCAAUGCCCGAAGUUGCAAAUGAUAGUUUCGCGCCUACAGCUGUUACACCUAUUGUCGAAGCCCCAGUAUCCGAUACUCGCGACGAAGUUUCCCCACUCACUCAGGUGCCUGAAGCUACACGCCAACUGUCUUUGCCAGCUUCAGAUAAAAAGGAAGAAUCAUUGACGGAACCAGAGGCUCCUGCACCAAAUCAAGAGACAAAGGCGGAAAGCGUUGAUGACAUGAAUCUCAAUUUUGAUGCGCCGCGAGCCGAUCUGCCUCCAUCGUCUCCCAACAAUGCGCCGCCAUCUAUUGAUAUGGACAUCUCUCCGAGAGCACAGCAUGCCACUUCAGAGCCUACCAUAGAAUCCGCGGCAACCAACUCUGCUUUUAAUGAUGUUGAUAUGACAGAUGCGCCUGCACAAACACAGGUCACAAAAGUUGCUCGCGAGCGAGAGGAUGACGGUGAAGAGGAACCAUCUGCAAAACGCACCAAGACUGAGGAAAGCGAGGAACCUAAAGUAUCUUCAAAUGUGGGAACUCCAGCUGCCACGCAGAACGGAGUGACUGCGAAUGGUGCUUCGUCUUCUAACGUCAAUCUGUCACGCCCGAUCACCCAGCAUGAGACGAAAGAAAUCAUCAAAAUCAUUAAGAAUGUCAUCAAGACUGCAGCAGGAAAGAACUUUAGAUCUCCCGUCGCAAUACUCUGGCCUGGAUUUGCCGAUUCCUAUGCGCAGAAGGUGAAAACUGAGGUCGAUUUAGGUACUAUGGAGAAGAAGGUCAAGACUGGCGAAUACCCUUCGAUCCAAGCCAUCGUGGAUGAUGCCAUACUCCUUUACGAAAACGCCGUUGCCUUCAAUGGGCUUGACAAUGCUAUUACAACCGCUGCCAAUGACGUGAAGACAUCAAUUAUCACUAAGCUGGGAAGUCUUCCACCAGAGCCACCGGCCCACGUGGCCAAGGCGCAGAUCAAGAAGCCUAAACGGCCUACGCCAUCUCUCGACACUGCUGCUCGUACUCCCGCUGCUAGAAGACUAUCUCGCGGAUCUACUGGUGCUGCUGUACCAAUCAGUGCUCCAGCCCCGACUUUUGCUUUAGAUCCAGUCACCAGUACACCAUUAAUUCGCCGCGACUCGACUAAAGACGGCAGGCCAAAGCGUGAAAUUCAUCCACCAAAGAACAAGGACUUGCCUUAUUCUUCGGCGAGACCCAAGAGCAAGAAAUAUUCCGUCGAGCUUAAAUGGUGCGAAGAGACACUGAAUGAGAUGAAGAAGUCGAAAUACUUGAUGUUCUCUAGUGCUUUCAUGACUCCCGUUGAUCCUGUCGCAUUGCAAAUCCCCAACUACUUUACCAUUAUCAAAUCGCCCAUGGACAUCUCGACUGUCUCCGAAAAGCUUCAAAAUGGUGCUUACACAAGGGCCAAGGAGUUUGAACAAGAUGUGAAGCUCAUUUUCCACAAUUGUUACAAGUUUAACCCCGAGGGAAAUCCUGUUCGUGUCAUGGGCCAACAGUUUGAGGAAUUAUUCAAUGGAUUAUUGGCCAAGAAAGACCGAUGGAUCGCUGAUCAUCAGCCUGUAGCUGUAACGCCCGAUAGAGAUGAAGAAACUGAGGAGGAUGAGGAGAGCGAAGAUGAGCCAGAGCCCGCCCAAGAAACACUACAAAGCGCCGCUACUGCCCGACUUCUUAUCGAGCAGUCCAAGCUUAUCGAUAUGCUGUCGAAACCGGAAUCCGCCGAUGCCAUUGCCUUGCAGAGAAAAAUCCUCAAUUUCAUUCAAGAAACCGCCGACAAAGAAAAAGAAAAGUUGGCGGCUAUUCCCAAAAAACCAAGCAAGAAAUCAAGACCCUCUAAACCCUUAAAAAAAGCUGUAACAACCAAGAAAAGCACUACUGGACCUUCGAAGAAGUCUGGGGGAGCUCGCAAAGAGAGAUACUUGGGCACUUUUGAGAAGGAAGUAAUUUCUGCAGGAAUUGGCCUUUUGCCUGACCACAUUACUGCAGACGUGAUGGAAAUGGUUAAAUCAGCUCAUCCAUCAAUGGUGGUAAGUAAAUUCUCAAUCUGUUUGACAAAUCUUCAAUCAGCUAACCUCUCCUUACCUAGAUUGAGGAAGACGGUACUUUAGAAAUGGAAAUUGACCAGCUCGAGCCACAUCUUCUCUGGAGGAUUUUUGAUGCCAUUCAUGAACAUGCUCCAGAAUGCGAGGCCAAUAUUAGAGCGACACAUCAAGACAAGAAGGAAGAGCCUCGUGCUCCUGCAAAACCUCCCCAGAAAAAGAAAAACAAGCCCAUGUCGAAGUUUGAGCAAGAACGAAACAUUGCACUGCUUAAAGAAAAGAUGCAAACCUACGAAAGAGGGCCGGGGUCAGCUUCUCAAGAGCCCAUUGAGAGCGUUGAGCGACAUACGCAAGAGGAAUCAAGUGGUGAUGAGUCUUCAGAUUCUGAAGAAGAGUAAUCUUACCUCCACUGAUCACCACUUGGCUGCGAACUCAGAAUCUCCUACUUCAUCGCCAGAUAUUUGGAUUCGCUACAAUCCUUAAGUAACAUCGCUUUCCCAACUUGUACAUUACCUUUCUUCCGCACAAUCACGAGCACGUUGUAUAAUAUCACACUUUCAAGAACUCGUCGACAGUUCAUUUGGUAUCAUGCCCCGACCCAUCGACUUACCGUCGAUGGGCCAGUCUCCAGAAUUUGGUAUUUGAGAUGGCUUCAAAAAUAAUGAGGGUCGACGGAUUGACAAUGUUCGGCAUAUGCUUUAUGGAUUUUUCAAAAUAUUUAUGACAUCAAGGAAGGGAAGGAAAUGCGAGAUGAUGAGGAGAGGUGGAGGACGAUAAUUGAGUUUUUCAUUUUUGUUUUACGCAUGCAGCUUGUACCGCUAUCGUGCGUGCUGAUACUGAAGCUUGAUUGAUCGAUUGAUCAUUUUGCACUUUUAUUUUGGUAUGAUGGCCGUGAUUCAGUUUCUUGCUUGCCCUGCGCGCAUUUAGCUGUUGUAGUGACCACAUGGUGGGGCCAGAAUGCGGGAUACGUAAUUGGAAGGGGACGACUGGUAUAAAGUGUAUGAUAUCAGCGAUGGGAGAAUAUACUUUCUUUGCUUGCGGGGCAAGCAAGAGCCAAGUAUUUGCGAAGAGUUGAGAAGAUGGUGGUUGAAGAAAAGGAGAAGAUCUAAUCAGAUGAAUGCUAGGAGAGGAGUGAAUGAAUAAAGGAUCAAGGCGAGUUAAGAGGAAAAUAAGUGAGGAGAAUGACUAAUGAUACAUAUCUAUUCACUUUACCUCGCUAUACUGCGGGUAGGAAGUGGGAGUAUAGGUAUUAUGAUGAAACUCAACCUCAUUAAAAAAUAAGACGAAAACGAAUGAAUGA
Sclerotinia trifoliorum is the source of this 5703-nucleotide messenger RNA. The record is from the annotation of a GenBank genome assembly. Lineage: Eukaryota; Fungi; Ascomycota; Leotiomycetes; Helotiales; Sclerotiniaceae.